AGGCGCGGGAAGCAACGCAUGCUGGGAGUUGGAGUCCAGAAGCGGGCCCCGCCCAGUUCACGGACGGAAAUAGCUUCGGGCUCCGCCCAUCCGCCCGAACUCCUCGCUUUCGCCCAAUCCUCGCAGCCCUUAGAGAGCCAACCAUCGUCAGUCUCGACGUUUUCCCGCGAAAGGUGCUUACUAAUAGCCUGUAAAAGGAACGGGCGAACCUCGGGGUAAGCUAUAGUUGUGCGACACGGUUCCUAGCUUGACGCUUUUUGCCGGAAGAGCGCUGGUGCGGUUCUGGGAUUCAGCGCGUGAGACAAGAUGCUCAAGUCCAAGACUUUCUUAAAAAAGACGCGGGCGGGCGGCGUGAUGAAGAUCGUGCGCGAGCACUACCUGCGGGACGACAUCGGCUGCGGUGCGCCAGGGUGCGCGGCGUGCGGCGGUGCGCAUGAGGGGCCGGUCCUCGAGCCCCAGCCCUUGGACCCGGCGAGCAGCCUCUGCCCGCAGCCGCACUACUUACUGCCUGACACCAACGUUCUGCUGCACCAGAUUGAUGUUCUCGAGGAUCCUGCCAUCAGGAAUGUAAUUGUGUUGCAAACAGUUCUCCAAGAAGUGAGAAAUCGGAGUGCUCCGGUAUAUAAACGAAUCCGAGAUGUGACUAAUAACCAGGAGAAGCAUUUCUAUACCUUCACUAAUGAGCACCAUAGGGAAACUUAUGUCGAGCAAGAACAGGGAGAAAAUGCUAAUGACAGGAAUGAUAGAGCCAUUCGAGUAGCAGCAAAAUGGUACAAUGAACAUUUGAAGAAAAUGUCAGCAGAGAAUCAGCUGCAAGUUAUCUUCAUAACAAAUGACAGGAAGAACAAAGAGAAAGCCAUAGAAGAAGGAAUACCAGCUUUCACUUGUGAAGAAUACGUCAAGAGCCUAACUGCGAACCCCGAACUCAUAGAUCGUCUUGCUUGUUUGUCUGAAGAAGGGAAUGAAAUAGAAAGUGGAAAAAUAAUAUUUUCAGAGCAUCUUCCCUUAAGUAAGCUACAACAAGGCAUAAAAUCUGGUACAUACCUUCAAGGAACAUUUAGAGCCAGCAGGGAAAAUUACUUAGAAGCUACAGUAUGGGUUCAUGGAGACACUGAAGAAAAUAAAGAGAUAAUCUUACAAGGACUUAAAAAUUUAAACCGAGCUAUUCAUGAAGAUAUUGUGGCUGUGGAGCUUCUCCCCAAGAAUCAGUGGGUAGCACCAUCUUCUGUGGUUUUACAUGAUGAAGGCCAAAAUGAAGAUGAUGUGGAGAAAGAAGAGGAGAGAGCACGCAUUCUUAAGACUGCUGUAAAUGAAAAAAUGUUAAAGCCUACAGGUAGAGUUGUUGGAAUAAUAAAAAGGAAUUGGAGGCCAUAUUGUGGCAUGCUUUCUAAAUCUGAUAUUAAGGAGUCAAGAAGACAUCUCUUUACACCUGCUGAUAAGAGAAUCCCUAGAAUUCGGAUUGAAACCAGACAGGCUUCUACAUUAGAAGGACGGAGAAUUAUUGUUGCUGUUGAUGGUUGGCCCAGAAAUUCCAGAUAUCCAAACGGACACUUUGUAAAAAAUUUAGGGGAAGUUGGAGAUAAAGAGACGGAAACAGAAGUUUUGUUACUUGAGCAUGAUGUUCCCCAUCAGCCUUUUUCACAGGCUGUUCUUAGCUUUCUACCAAAGAUGCCGUGGAGCAUUACUGAACAGGACAUGAAAAAUCGAGAAGACCUGAGACAUCUGUGUGUUUGUAGUGUGGACCCACCAGGAUGUACUGAUAUAGAUGAUGCUCUACAUUGUAGAGAACUUGAAAAUGGAAAUUUGGAGGUUGGUGUUCAUAUUGCUGAUGUUAGCCAUUUCAUUAGGCCAGGAAAUGCUUUAGACCAAGAAUCAGCCAGAAGGGGAACAACUGUGUAUCUUUGUGAGAAGAGGAUUGACAUGGUUCCGGAGUUGCUUAGCUCUAACUUAUGUUCCUUAAGAUGUAACGUUGACAGGUUGGCAUUUUCAUGUAUUUGGGAAAUGAAUCGUAAAGCUGAAAUCUUAAAAACGAGGUUUACCAAAAGUGCCAUUAAUUCAAAGGCUUCCCUUACAUAUGCUGAAGCUCAGAUGAGAAUUGAUUCAGCAGCCAUGAAUGAUGAUAUUACCACCAGUCUCCGUAGACUAAAUAAACUAGCUAAAAUCUUGAAAAAAAGAAGAAUCGAAAAAGGGGCUUUGACUCUUUCUUCUCCAGAAGUUCGAUUCCACAUGGACAGUGAAACUCAUGAUCCUAUAGAUCUGCAGACCAAGGAACUUAGAGAAACAAAUUCCAUGGUAGAAGAAUUUAUGUUACUUGCCAAUAUCUCUGUUGCAAAAAAAAUUCAUGAAGAAUUUUCUGAACAUGCUCUGCUUCGAAAACAUCCUGCUCCUCCUCCAUCAAAUUAUGAAAUUCUUAUUAAGGCAGCUAAAUCCAAGAAUUUGGAAAUUAAAACUGAUACAGCCAAGUCGUUGGCCGACUCUUUGGACCGGGCUGAUUCUCCUAGUUUCCCGUAUCUAAACACUCUAUUAAGAAUAUUAGCCACUCGCUGUAUGAUGCAAGCUGUAUACUUCUGCUCUGGAAUGGAUAAUGAUUUUCAUCACUAUGGCUUAGCAUCACCGAUAUACACACAUUUUACUUCGCCCAUCAGAAGAUAUGCAGACAUCAUUGUUCACCGGUUGUUGGCUGUGGCUAUCAGGGCUGACUGCACUUAUCCAGAGUUGACAGACAAACACAAGCUUGCAGAUUUAUGUAAAAAUCUCAAUUUCCGGCACAAAAUGGCUCAAUAUGCCCAACGUGCAUCAGUGGCUUUUCAUACCCAGUUAUUUUUCAAAAGCAAAGGAAUAGUAAGCGAAGAAGCCUAUAUUCUGUUCGUAAGAAAGAAUGCGAUUGUGGUGUUAAUUCCAAAGUAUGGUUUAGAAGGUACAGUCUUUUUUGAAGAAAAGGAUAAACCAAAGCCACGGCUUUUUUAUGAUGAUGAGAUACCUUCACUUAAAAUAGAGGAUACAGUGUUCCAUAUAUUUGAUAAAGUUAAAGUGAAAAUCAUGUUAGACUCAUCUAAUCUUCAGCAUCAGAAAAUCCGAAUGUCCCUGGUAGAACCACAGAUACCAGGAAUAAGCAUUCCCACUGAUGCCUCAAACAUGGACAUUAAUGAACCAGAGAGAAAGAAGAAGAAGAUUGAAAAAUAGCUACAGUCAAAAAAUAAACUUCAAAGAUUGGUUUCCUUUUAAAAAAAAAUUGAAAGACACUUCUAAAUCUAAGAAGUGUGUGAUACAGUUUGUUACUUUUAAGUACAUUUUAAUAAUUUUAAAAAUUUGCAUUUUUAUUGAACUGUUGACUGUCCCAUCAUACUACUUCAUUUCUGGAUUGAACAGAACUAUUUAUGCAGAAAAAUUCAAUUGAAUAUCCAUCACUUAAAUAGUGACAGGAUAGCAACUUCAGGGAUCUGUAAAGAUCAUUUAAAGGGAGCAUUCAUUUGCUCAUUGAAGAGCAGAUUAAUUUUGCAUAAGUAAUUUGAUUAUUUAAUAUUGAUAGAAAAAAUCCGUCAUUUUCCUAUGGAGAAAAAUCGAACAUUUUUAGAAGCAAGUAACAGUCUACUCUCUAAAUCUUGAAAGCUGUCAGUGUUUGGUAUGGCAAUUUUUAGAUUUCAAGACAGUGAAGUCAAAAUCUGUCAGGGAAUUCAAUAUUUAAUCUCCCUCGCCAUCUUUAAUUUAUCUAACUUUUUUAAGUGUUCCCUUAUUGUUAAAAAGCCUCCUGCAUUUUAUUAGUGGUCCUUGAACAGCUGUGAAUGUUUAGGAAUUGGAUGUUGUAGGAAGGUGAGAAGUAGGAUAUUUUGAUCUGACUGGAAAAAUAGUUUUUGGUAUACCAGGUAAUAAGUGUGAUCAUCAUGUUUGACUGUCAGCUCAAAUAUCUCCCCCAAAAUAAGGCAUUAGGGCUCAAAGAAAUAAUAGAGAUGGUACUUUAAAUGUCACAUCAUGUUACUUAUAAAAUAAAAAGUAGGUAAUUAAUGACUUUUAAACUAUGUAUGUAUCAGAUUAUAUAGGAAAGGGGGGACUGUAUAAGGACAUAUUAAAAGGAACAGAUUGGAGUAUUACAAUUUGGUGUGCCGGUGACUACUUCCCUUGUUAACCACAAAGAUUAGCGAUGAUUAAAUUGGUGUUUUCGAG
This is a messenger RNA of Ceratotherium simum simum (southern white rhinoceros), 4161 nucleotides long. RefSeq names its product DIS3 exosome endoribonuclease and 3'-5' exoribonuclease (gene DIS3). Gene Ontology annotation, molecular function: RNA binding; endonuclease activity; 3'-5'-RNA exonuclease activity. Gene Ontology annotation, biological process: rRNA catabolic process; nuclear mRNA surveillance of mRNA 3'-end processing. The record is from RefSeq and is a predicted model, not a curated record. NCBI's taxonomy places the organism in Eukaryota, Metazoa, Chordata, Mammalia, Perissodactyla, Rhinocerotidae. Gene Ontology annotation, cellular component: cytoplasmic exosome (RNase complex); nuclear exosome (RNase complex).